Messenger RNA from Penicillium brasilianum, 2384 nucleotides. NCBI's taxonomy places the organism in Eukaryota, Fungi, Ascomycota, Eurotiomycetes, Eurotiales, Aspergillaceae. The record is from the annotation of a GenBank genome assembly.
UGCCAGUACAAAAUUGAAUGAAAAUUCGCAGAGCCCGCUCCGGUAUCCUCGAGUCCAGAUAUCACCCGGUUAAAGGCCUAAAACCCACCUCAGCCGACAGAAGGCCGGGACAGUUCCCUGCACGAGUGGGGAAGAUGGAGAAAGGACCGAGCCUAUCGAUGACUCCAAGUCGCUCCGUCCCGCAAUGUAACCGGAUAGGACCAGUUGCGACUCCUUGCUGUUCCUGGGGUGACUCUUGGCCGAUCCUCGUGGGGUAGUUUCCGCGCUGGUCAUGCAAUUACUGCUGUGACUCGGACUUGCGCCGUGGUGAGGAGACGAGCUUCGUUUAAAUGAUGCGAUGAUCCCCGCCAGGAUGUUGCGCGACGUGCUGUAUUUUGAUUCUCUUUAUUUCGGCCGCGGGGCUGGUAUUUUGUGUCUUUCCAGAACUGAAUCUAUAGAUCUGGUUCUUUUCUUACCUUUGUAACCUCGACCGCUUCUGCUUUGUUGGAAGAUCGAUUCACUCCACUCGCACGGGUCAUGAAAAUUUAUACCAAAGCAUAUGCCCUACCGUCAUCAUGAGCGACAAAAUCCCUUCAUGGAACGUUGUCCACAAACUCGAGAAGCGCCAGCUUCUCAUCGCAAUCAACUGCGUCGCCGCCCUGUCAAUCCUCUUCUUCGGAUAUGACCAAGGCAUGAUGUCCGGCGUCAACAAUGCCAAAGAUUACAUUGACCUGAUGGGAUUCGGAUAUACGAAAGAAUUGGACGGUGAACUAACCCCGGUAGUGACCAACUCUCUGCUACAGGGCGGAAUUGUCUCGGUGUAUUAUCUGGGGACGUUAUUCGGUGGACUGUUCGGCGGUUGGUUGGGUGAUCGCAUGGGGAGAAUCAAGUCCAUUGCUGUCGGAGCGGUUUGGGCUAUUGUUGGUGCGAGCUUGCAGUGCUCGGCGCAGAAUCAUGAUUGGAUGAUUUGUGCGCGGUUCAUCAAUGGCAUCGGUACUGGUAUUUUGAAUGCGAUCGUGCCUGUCUGGGCUACCGAGACCGCCGAGCAUACUUCGCGUGGGCAAUUCAUUGCUAUUGAAUUCACAUUGAACAUAUUCGGUGUCGUUCUGGCCUACUGGCUCGAGUUCGGCCUCUCCUUCAUCGACGGCGGUAAAUCGGCAUUCCGCUGGCGUUUCCCCAUCGCCUUCCAAAUCAUCUUCCUUUUGAUUCUCUUCGUCGCCGUCUGGUUCUUCCCCGAGUCCCCGCGCUGGCUAGUCAAGGUUGGCCGUGAGCAGGAAGCACGAUACAUCCUGCAACGUCUGCGUGGAAGCAGCCCGGAAGAUAGGGUCCGCGCCGAAGCCGAGUUCCAGGACAUCCAGAGCAUUGCCGAGAUGGAGAAGACCGUUGUCCACGGCAACUCGUACCUCUCGAUGCUGUUUGGCUGGAAGUCCGGUGACCUGCACAUCGGUCGGAGAGUGCAGUUGGUCAUUUGGCUGCAGAUCAUGCAGGAAUGGGUUGGUAUUGCUGGUGUGACGGUUUAUGCGCCGACGAUUUUCAGUAUUGCUGGCUUUGACUCGACGAAGAGUCAGUGGAUCAGUGGGUUGAAUAAUAUCUUUUACAUGUUCGCCACCCUCAUCUGUGUAUUUACUCUGGAUCGAAUUGGACGACGCUGGACUCUAUACUGGGGUUCUGUCGUACAGGGUAUCGCCAUGUUCCUUGCCGGUGGAUUUUCUCGCCUUGCCAUCAACGCUAAGGCUGAUGGCAACAUGGGCUCGGCUUCUUCGUACGGUGCAGCGGCCGCCUCGAUGAUCUUCAUCUUUACCUCGACCUUUGGUGCUACCUGGCUUACCGUGCCAUGGCUAUAUCCGGCUGAGAUUUUCCCGUUGGCAGUGCGCGCCCGCGGCAAUGCUUGGGGUGUAGUUGGAUGGAGCAUUGGCAAUGGAUGGCUGACUCUGCUCUGCCCGGUCAUGUUCGAUUCUAUCGGCGAAAAGACCCUCUACGUCUUCGCAGCCAGCAACGUGAUCACCAUUCCUAUGGUGUGGGCUCUGUAUCCCGAAAGUAACCAGCGCACCCUAGAAGACAUGGACCUUCUCUUCGCGGCCAAGACUCCCUGGACCUGGGAUGCGGAGAAGACAUUCGCCCGCCUCAAGGCCGAGAAUCCCGGGAUGAUGGACAUUACUAGUCGCAAGAAUAGUGUCGUGGAUCCCGAGACUGGCAAGGUGACCCCCGUGGAUGCGGUGACAGCGGCUAAAAUUGAGAACGCCACUGCUGCUGAGCAUGUGGAUCAUCCUUGAUGAAUGGGAGAUGAAUGAUCGAUGCUCUCCACAUAAGUGAAGUUUGAAGUAUAAUGGUGAACUGCUCUGUAGCUAGAAAUAGCUUAGAGUUGCGACUAGUCAUGCCAGAAAUGAAAGUGAUGUCAUAUUUAG